CAAAAACGGAAAAAUAAAAAAAAAAAGAUCUCCCACAGUCUCGCCCCUUUGUCUUCUUUAAUGGCGAUUGAGCUCGGCUCCUCUUCCUUCUCUCUCCUCCCCAAAACCCUAGGCCCCCCCUCCCGCGCUCGAUCCUCGGCCUCCGAGGCUGAAGAACUGGAUUCCGUCAGUGAUCUCCUCAGAUCCCUGGUAGGCAAAGGAUCAGCACAGCUUGUGCAGCAGGCGCAGACAAUUACUAAGAGUUACACAAAUAUUCACAGUCUGCAUUCUGAAGAUGCAUCCUUUACUGCAAAUCACAGGGAUCAUUCCCCAGAGCGAAGACCAGCAUUGGGUCGUAAACGGGCUAAGUUUUCCCUGAAGCCUGUUCCCAGUAAUUCUGUUCCAAAUAUAGACUUUAGCUGUAGCCUUGACCACAUUCAUGAUCCGGAGGAGUACUUCUCAGCCUUUGAACAACUUGAAAAUGCAGAAAAGGAGUUAAAGAAGCUAAGGGGUGCAUUCUGUACAGAACCCGUGGAACCUAAUAAGUCUACAACAGUUCGUAAACAUCGUCCCGGACUACUUGGGAGGACAGCUAGUUACAAACAUCAUAGUUCAGCUGAUGCUGAUACUACUGAGACCUUUACUGGGUCCCAAGAAGAACAUCUUGAUAGAAGAAUUCCCAGUACAUCAAAUACUUCAGUUGGUACAGGGCCAUCAAGCCUAUUUCACGGAAAGCUGGUUAAUGAAUGUGGCAGUUCAAAAGCUAAGAAGACAAAUGGUAGACUACAAGAUGCUAUUGAUACUGAAGUUCCUCUUACAGGCUCUGUGGCUGAUACCAAUAGUAAUAUUUUGGAAAAACUCUUGUCCUCAUUUGAAGAUUUUGAUGAAGCUGAAGGUAAAAAUUUUCUACGAGAGAGCUUGCAGAUGAAGUUGAUCGAUGCUGGCAAGUUUUGCCUCCCAGAACUGGGGAAUAUUCAAUUAGGUCAGAGUGAUGUGUUAAAAACUAAAGCAACGCGUGCAGACUUCAAGAGUUCUCAGAUUUCAUCACCCGCACUAAAGGCAAUAUCUGCUUUUCAGCGACGCGUUUCACUGAAAGAUCCACUAAAAGAUAUUUGCUCUGAACUGCCUAGUGAUGGUGCCCCUUCCACCAGAGACUAUACACUCCUUAAAAGUCAUGGGAGAAAAUCUCCUUUACCAGUGGAUACUGGUAACCAUGAUGUGAGUGGAUUUUCUUUUGAUGAUGCUUCUUCUCCGAUGGCGGAAAGAGGCACCGGUUUGGGUUUUGAGGAUGACCACUCCCCUGUCUUGGAAGCGGAUAAAUUGACUGGCAACAAUAUCACAUUACAAGAAAAGCAUGAAGAUCAUUCUCGUCCUUCUCCUGAAAAAAGUAUGAAUUCUGAUUCCAAUGGAGUCAUUAAUGACAAAGGAACUAUAUAUGAUGGACUUGAUGGUGGUUUGCAAGAGGGCAACUAUAUACAAUUGGAUCCUAUCAUUAUUGAUCAGGCAGAUGCUGGGGUUGAUGGUCUGAUAACAAGUUGCAGCGAUCAAGCUAGUAGGAAAGAGAUCUUAGACCAUCCGUCUCAGCUGCUUGGAGAAAACACAGAUUUUGACUCCAAUGCGGGUGACAAUGAAAGAUCAUGUGCUUUUGAUGUUAAUGCACAGGAUGAUGACAUGCAACAAGAUUAUUUAAGCAUGAAUCAGCCAAGUGCUGGUGUUGGAGUUCUGCCUUCAAUUUGUGUCAAUCAGUCCACAACAGAGAGCUUAGCAAGCCCACCUAGCAGAAAACUGGAUGGAAUCUCUAACAUCAACGUUGAAAACGUAUGUUAUGAACUUGACACUUCACAGUCCAAGUUUCAGAUAGAUUCUAUGGUACAUGACAAGGUGCUUGAUGCUGGAACUUCUAGAGAGAUCACAUGCUCUCUAGAAGCAACUGUUUCUACCAAUCAACACUUGCAAAAUAGACACUCCUCACGAGCAGAAACUAAUGAGGAACAUCCACCAGCAUCUGGACUGCCUAUCAAUAAAGUAAUGAAAACAAAGGCACCAACAAAUACAAGGCGUAAGAAAAAACUUAUUUCAAGAAAGCAUAGUCUUGCAGGUGCAGGUACAGUAUGGGAAAAUGGUAGAAGGAAAAGCUCCAGACGAAGAUUUAGACCUUUGGAGCAUUGGCGAGGGGAGAGACUCUUAUAUGGACGCAUUCAUGAAAGUCUGUCAACUGUCAUUGGCAUAAAGUAUGCGUCUCCAGGGAAAGAUACUUUUAAGGUUGAAUCGUAUGUUUCUGAAGAAUAUGCAGAUCUUGUGGCUCAAGUAGCUCGGUGUUGACAUGGAACGCUACUGUUCAUGAUCUUGUUUCUUGAUGUAAAGUGUAGUUAUUUGGGUGCUAAUUUUUGCCCAGUAACUGAUUAUGGUAUCUCUUCAGUUUCAAACUUAAUAGACCUAUGACCAACAACCCAGGGAGGAAAGAAGUUUGAUGCCAUAUAGGAGUGGAUGUGUAUGAGUCAAGUUAUCAAAUGAUAGCAGAUAGCUGGUAUUGCUGAUCCUAUCCAGUUCACAACUGAUUGAUUAGUGGAUAUAUGUGCAUUUUAUCUUUUACGAAAGCAUUUAAAAGCUUGUUAAGCGGAGUAGAUUUAGCCAUUUAGGUAAAUAUAUGGUGGUAUUCACCCAAAAAAAAAAAAUCUUGUUGGUCUAGGGCAGACUACACUAACUAGAGGUCUUUUACGGGUGUAAACUAUUUGCGUGAUUGAUAAACUACCACCUCAGGUUAAAUUGAUUUUUCUUUUUGGUGCUAUGGCCGUUAAAGUGAUAUUCAAUGUAAUAAUCAUAUACAAGUUUAUGUGUGA
This is a messenger RNA of Asparagus officinalis (garden asparagus), 2819 nucleotides long. RefSeq lists its product as uncharacterized. The transcript has 13 exons. Gene Ontology annotation, molecular function: centromeric DNA binding. Gene Ontology annotation, cellular component: kinetochore. The record is from RefSeq and is a predicted model, not a curated record. Lineage: Eukaryota; Viridiplantae; Streptophyta; Magnoliopsida; Asparagales; Asparagaceae. Bases 61 to 2301 code for a protein of 746 amino acids. Gene Ontology annotation, biological process: spindle attachment to meiosis I kinetochore; kinetochore assembly; attachment of mitotic spindle microtubules to kinetochore.